Messenger RNA from Saccharomyces cerevisiae S288C, 2610 nucleotides. It is a transcript of the gene VTC5, whose product is annotated as Vtc5p. Gene Ontology annotation, biological process: polyphosphate biosynthetic process. Lineage: Eukaryota; Fungi; Ascomycota; Saccharomycetes; Saccharomycetales; Saccharomycetaceae. Gene Ontology annotation, cellular component: vacuolar transporter chaperone complex; vacuolar membrane. The coding region runs from base 1 to 2610 and encodes 869 amino acids. The transcript has a single exon. The record is from RefSeq and is marked reviewed.
AUGAAAUUUGAAGAUCGCAUAUUGAAUAAAUCAAUCCCUGAAUGGAAAUUCUACAAUAUUAACUAUGAGAAGUUAAAAGUAGCCAUAAAAAAAGUAACGGCUUAUGAUUAUGACAAUCCAAAUGAUUCGGGCAUGGAGAAGUUGUUGAAUCAAUGUUCAGUAGCCUUUGACCAGGAAUUUCAAAAUGUUAAUUUAUUUGUUUCUUUGAAAAUAAAGGAAAUUUCCACUCGUAUUCUUUCUGUGGAAUCAUCAAUAAUCGAUUUUUCAAAGGGCUUAAACAAAACUUCCAGAAACCGUUUCAACCUUCGUAAACUGAAAAUCAUCAACGCUCAUGUAGACGAUUGUAACUUUGAACUACAACUACUGUCAAGGUUUUUGAUAAUACAAAGGAUUGCCUUGAGAAAGUUAUUCAAAAAAUUACUAAAUGAAUUUCCUCAAGACAGUGAAAAUCCAUUGACUGCAAGUGAGUAUGUUACGUCGAUCAGAAACUCUGAAAGUUUACGAAAUGGACACGAAGGCAUAUCAUUUAUGAAGCUUGAUUUAGAUCCAUAUCUUUUAGAAGUUUCGCUAAUUGUUGAUGUUUUACAUGAUUUGGAAAAUAAACUUGAAGAUGCAACUGAGCCAGCAGUGGAGCAAAGAUCCCUAAACCGCUCCGAUGAAUCUGCCCAUACAAGUUCAAGUCCAGAAGCCAACAAUUCUUCCUUGCCAGCAUCUCCAAGGUCAAUUCCGCUACUUUCAAACAAGAAAACUUCAAAAAUGAUUGAUUCUUCGCUAGAAUUCGAUACUGCCCUCAUAGAUAAAGCAGAGAAUCUAGGAAGGUUUUUAUUAUCGUCCGAGGACAUAGAGGGACUGAAGUUCAUGCUAUUGAAUAUUGGUUUUAGGAUAAUUGACGAUAGCAUCAUAUCCACUUCAAAGGAGAUUUUAGACACUACAGAUAAUAUUAAUUCUGCGGGCAACAAAUCUAUAAGAUCAGCAAAGUCAUUCAAUGACUUACAACAUACCUUAUCCCUAUCUAAACAGAAGAACAUAUUACCCUCUGCUGUACAAUCCAAUGAGAAGUACGUUUCUAUUAGUAUACUAGAUACUGUCGGGAACGAAGGCAGUCCUUUACUACUUACUGAUGAUAAUAUAAAUCAGCACCCAAACAUGAUAGUCAGCUCUACUGCUGAGGAUACUUGUAUAGUAAUGUGCCACGUGGGCGGCUUAAGAAAUCAUGUUGUCACAAAUGAUCUGCUUCUAAGGGAUGUAAAGAAUAUUCUUUCGGCCAUGAGGAGUGGCAACGACACAAAAAAUAUUAGCGCUCUCAUAAACUCACUGGAUCCAUCGCCAAUCAGUAAGAUCGCUUUGGAGUGGAUUCAGUCCCAUCGAUUAAAAACCAUUGAACCAAAGCUAGAUUUUAAAAGAACAAGAUUCAUAUCAGCAGACAAUGGAGAUAUAUACUUGAUAGCUUUGGAUGAAUCUAUCACUAUUGGAAAUGUAUCUACAUUACCCUUUCCAAUUUUAGAAAUUAAAAAGCUUAGUCGAUCCAGUGGUCUUUCACAGACGGCUAUUAAUGAAGACAAUAAGUUUAAACAGUUAAUGAAAUCAGUUGUUACAAAUGAGUUUCAAUGCAGCUUAAUACCACCAGACUUAACCACAUGGAAAAUAUGUUUAGAAUUAGUACACUCAAAUGAAUUGCAAAAUGAUUUAUUUCAACUUUUACUAAGAGAUCAAUAUAAAUUAAAUUCCGAUGAUUCGCUAUCACCUGAUGAAUUUUUCCAGCUGGGCAAGGAUCGUCUAGAGGAAGAGUUUGACCUGACUGGGCCGAUAAACAACUCACAAGGUAGUGUUGACAGCGGCAGAAGAGUUCGAAUUCACAAAAAAUCAAAGCAAUCGGAUAAUGAAACUAAAAAGAAACCUAUUAGGUAUUGGAAUGAAUUUGAUGAACAAGAAGAGGAUAAUUUAGACAAUGCUUUUUACAUUGAUACUAAUGGAAGCAGGAGUACAACAGAUAACGAAGAAUCCUUACUUUUGAGAAAUUCUCCGCCUGAUUAUGGGUUUAUUUUGUUUAGCCGGAAUUUCAUCAACCGCACAUAUGAUUUUUGUGAGAAGUUACGAAACUUGAUUCGCCAUGACAAGAAAACAUCGCCAGAUUUGUUUCAAAACUCUAAGCAUCCGCAUUGUUCAUCAACUAACUAUGGUUCUGUUGCGUCAUUUGGUUCACAAUCAACUUCAGCGUCAUAUGAUGACGUUCAAAGGUACUUACAGUAUCAACAGCAAGACAUAGAGGACUCACAAUCUAUCUACGAAUAUAGGCAUGACGAAGUUGUUACAUUUUUAUACUUGUCUGCACUGCUAACAUCUUGCAUUAUGGCAAGUGUAUGUCUGGGAAUCGUUUUAUCCUUGUUUCGCGGGCAAAGUAAUAAUGAGAUAGAUUUAGAAAUUCAAAAUAUUCUCAUAGCCAUUAUUAUCAUUUCCUUACUGGUUUCCCUUAUUUUGAUCUGUGCGUGCCUGUUGUUGUUAUUUAGUCGGUUCACUUUGGCGCCAAUCUGGCAUUAUGUUGGUUGCUUCACAAUGUUUUUCUCAGUUACUGGAACAGUGUGCUAUGGUAUGAUUGAAAUUUUCUUUUAA